AUGUACAUCACUCUCUACUUUCUCGUCACCCAUCUCCCUGAGUCCCUUCGUGCCGUUAGGGACCAGGGGGCAAGGGAGCGGGUGGAGCUAGCGGGGGCGGUGGCGGAGGCGGUGGAGGCGGCGGGGGGAGUGGGGGUGGCAGUGGAGGUGGUGGCGGGAGUGGAGGUACUAGUGGCGGCAGUGGAGGCGGAGGUGGUGGCGGAGGUGGCGGUGGGAGCGGCGAGGGCGAGGGUGGCGGUAGCGGUGGUAACGGUGGAGGCGGGGGCAGCGGUGGUGGAGGUGGUCAGAGUGGCUCGUCCCAGCAGAGCAGCACUGGGGGUGGUGUGUCCCAGGUAG
This is a messenger RNA of Closterium sp. NIES-65, 336 nucleotides long. NCBI's taxonomy places the organism in Eukaryota, Viridiplantae, Streptophyta, Zygnematophyceae, Desmidiales, Closteriaceae. The record is from the annotation of a GenBank genome assembly.